Molecule: messenger RNA, 2205 nt
Organism: Penicillium psychrosexuale
Lineage: Eukaryota; Fungi; Ascomycota; Eurotiomycetes; Eurotiales; Aspergillaceae
Exons: 5
Coding region: 1-2205 (734 amino acids)
Molecular function (GO): oxidoreductase activity
Source: RefSeq, a predicted model, not a curated record
AUGCAUCAACUCUUCCGUGCUGUUUCUACAGCCAGACUGACGGCAAGUUAUUCUACCCGCCCUAUCAGAGAUCUACGAACCUCCAAUCUCGUCCCCUUAAUCGAAAUUACCAAACCAGCACUCGCCUCCGACGCCUCCCACUUGAGAGCCGUAUACGACACCCUCGAAGCGAAAGGUGUGCUCCAAGUACAUCUAGGGUUUAGCGACGAGAACAGCACAUACCUGCAGAGCCUGAUAUCCAAUCUCCACAAAAGCCACAACCACGGCCUCCCAAUAACCCACAGCGCCGAGCGCGGUUGGUUUUGGGAUGUUCGGCCCUCUCCCGCGAGUUUCCAAAGCCAUGGCCACCAAGCCCGAUCAGAGACAAUGUUCCGCUUUGAAUGGCACACCGACUGCAGCUACGAAGAGCAACCACCACGAUUCUUCGCCCUCCAAGUCCUUCAGCCGGACCGCUGCGGCGGCGGGACGUUGUCUGUGCUAAACGUCGAUCGACUCCUUACCUUGCUUUCACCUUUCGCGCAAAAAUGGCUCUCCAGCCACAACUACAAAAUUACCGUCCCUCCCGAGUUUAUCAAAACCGCAGGGAAGCAGCAUAUCGUGGCUAAUUUGCUCGCCGUGAAUCCUGGCGGGAAGUCUGGCAGUCAAUUGCGGUUUCGGGAAGAUAUCACGGUUCCCUUGACUCCGAAUGCUACUAAGGCACUGGAUGAACUGAAGGAAAUCCUGUACGGUGGUGGCGCCCGGGAUGAGACUCUCCACCUCACACCCCAGUGUCUUCCCCAAGGAUCAAUUAUCCUGAUGGAUAAUCGCCGAUGGCUGCAUUCACGCAAUGAAGUCAAAGACCCUAACCGACAUCUUCGGCGUCUGAGCAACUGCUCCUCUUCUUGGCCAGCCGGGUCCCUGGAUGCAUCGUGUCCUUUCCCUGUGUUAAUCACCCAACGGCACGAUGAUGACAUGAGAAACUUGCACCUCGCCCUGAGAUUGUCAAUCGAGGAUAUUAUUGGGCGAUGGUGGACGGAUGAUGAAGCCCGGUUCCCUCUGCGCGUGCCGUUGGAGCAAGAGGAGGAAGACUUAUUGCGUUGGAUGGACUCGAACCGACACUUGUUUGCACCGUGGAACGAACGACAAGGAUCUUGGAGACCAGACUUUUUGGUAGAGAAAGAUGAAGCUGGCGUGGAGGUUUUUCGUAUUUGUGAGAUUAAUGCGAGGUUCUGCUGGAAUGGGUACAUGCAUGCCGUCUUUGGGCAAGAUUCGCUUUCGGUAUUCAAUCUUGAGUCGCGAGGUCUGACUCACGCCGUGGAAGCUGAAACGAUCUUCGGUGGAUUGCUGGAACUGUUCGACAACAAAAUUCCUUUGCACCUUAUCAAAGGCGAAGAGCACGGGAUUGAUAUCGGGAUGUUUAUCGAAUUUGCUCAGAAAAGACAUGGGAUAAAACUGCGACUCAUAACUCCGGAUACUCUCCGACUCAUUCCAGAUCCCUCCAACUCCGGGACAAACGGAUACAAGCUGUGCUGUCUCGCUGAAGUAGAUGCCAUUGAAACAAUUACAACCGAGUCGGGCGAGAUAGUGGAAGAGAUUCACCAAAUUGGCCUCGAACUCCACCAGCGGGAGAUCAAUGCUCUCGAUCCGGAGAUGAAACGACAGAUCAGUCUGCGAUGCUUCAACGACAUGCGAACUAUCCUCCUUGCUCACGACAAGAGAAUGCUAGGACUCGUCCUUGAAGAACUCAACAAUUUAGUCUCCAGGAACAUCAUCACUCCCAAACAGGCCGAAUGCCUUAACCAAGGCUUGGCGCACACAAUUCUCCCGGGCUCGACAGCAUUCAACCAAUUUAUCGAGAAUUGCAAAGCCUCGGAUUCGUUCCAAAAUGACUACCUCCUGAAGCCGAUCAGGGGUGGAAAGGGAGCUGGUAUUUUGUUUGGCGAUGAAUUGGGCCAUUCCGACUGGCUAGCUCUGCUGGAACCGUUGCGGUGUCCGAGACUGAGACCUGGAAAGACCCUCUAUGUUGUCCAGCGGAAGGUUCGCCAGCCAUACUAUGACGUGAUCUUGAGAUCGAAAGCCGUGUCAGAGCGCUGCCAUAUGGUUGGGACCUAUCACGCAGUUAAUGGUCGCUAUCUUGGACUGGGGACCUGGCGAUGUAGUCCCGGGAGAUUAUGUGCCGUUUCUAAUGGGGCUGCCUGGAUAUGUUCGGUAAAGCACCAAUCCUAG